This is a messenger RNA of Lasiodiplodia theobromae, 783 nucleotides long. RefSeq lists its product as uncharacterized. The transcript has 2 exons. The record is from RefSeq and is a predicted model, not a curated record. Lineage: Eukaryota; Fungi; Ascomycota; Dothideomycetes; Botryosphaeriales; Botryosphaeriaceae. The coding region runs from base 1 to 783 and encodes 260 amino acids.
AUGGCAGCCAAUCCGAGCGAUAUCAUCGCAGCCUUCAUCCCCGACGCCAUCUCCGUUCAGGAAGCCGCUGAGAAGCUCGCUGCGCCUGCCCGCCAGGCCUUCGAGAAAGAUGGCGACCUAGGCAAGACCGAGCACGAGCUGGAGAGGCUGUGGACCGCCGUCACCAGCGCCGCCGAGCAGACCCCGCACGCCCAGCAGAGCAAGCUGGUCGACAUCGUGCUCGCCAUCAAGGCCAUGCCGCAGCCCGCGCACGAGAGCAAGAAGCUGGAGAUCUGGGGCGAGGAGCAGCGCUGGGAGCAGCUCCCGCUGUUUGGCGCCAAAGCCCGUGAAGGGCUGGACCUCGCUUCGGACAAGCCCGACGACAGCUUCGUGAACCUCAAUGCCUUCUACGCCCGCGUGACGGCCGCCGGCGCCUGCGACCUCAGCCUGUACGCUAUCUGGAUCCUGCGCGCCGCCCUCGAAGACCCUGAGGAGGAUGACAUUGCAACCGACACAAAACCGGCAAGCCUCAAGGCGGCUUCCGUGUGGCUCAUAUACGCGGCCGAAACGCUGUCGAAAUUGAGCCGAGAGAAGAAGCAGUUCGAUGGGAAGAUCGCCAAGCCGGGGAGAAGCCUGACCAUUUUCAAGGAUGCUCCGGGCUGGCAUGGUUUUUGUGAGGAUCGAUGGGAGACUUGGGUCGAUCGCCUCACCCCUCUGAACGAAGCGAGCAUUGCAACCGACGCGAAGCCGUUGGUUAGCCAGGCAUUGGAGGCGGCUUCCAAGGUUUCCAAGAGCAGUGCCUAG